AUGACUCUAGGAACCCAAGCAUAUUUCAGAUUUAUCCAUGAAGAUCUCCAUCAAUUAAAGGAAAAAAUAACAAAAUACCCAAUUGAUGAAAAAAUACAGGCUCUAGACAUUCAAAAUCUUGAAACAGCCAUCAGAAGGACUGAAAAAGGGUUAAAAAUUCAUAUUGAGAAGUAUUUAGAUGUUGUUAACCAGCAUAUGUCACUGACUCCUGUGGAUGAUAACUUACGCGCUCCUCUGGUAUCCAGAGGUUUGGUUCCAAAUGUUCUCGACCAGAAAUCAUUUACUUUCCCUCUGGAAUCUGGGAGUAAACUUUGGCGACCCCAUGCCUGGCACACUAACAGGCUAUUGCCACGUAUCCCUCCAAAAUCAAAGAGAAAGCUAGGCUUGAAUGUGAAAAUCAUGCAGAAUCCUGAAAACAUCCACCACAGAGCUGCUGUGAAUGCAAACUAUGGAAUCAGUUUGCCACGUAUUAACAAGAGAAAAGCAUAUGUGAAUAUUCAGAAAUUAAUCAAAGGAUCCACCAUCCCCAGCCUCACAGUUCUGCCAUCUGCUCAUCGCAAUGAUCCCCAUUUUAUCCCCGUACCGGUGUUACAGAGGGAUGCCAAUAAAGGAAUCUUAAGUUUGUUACAACGGGGACUGAUUCCUCCGACAGCCAAGAUCACCUGGCAAAAUCCACCAAUCAAACACAAAGCAAUUUCUCUGCAUAGUUUUAAGGAAGCACACAAGGUCACACCUACAGCCCCCUUCAAGACAGUCCAGAAACCACCCCCGACUGUGCCAGAAGAUGCUUCCAAGAAGAAACCACAGCUAAAGGGGAGAGGCAGAAGCAUAACAGAAUAUCCUGAACAGGACACGAAAAUUACAUCUUCUAAAAUUAUGAAACCAGCAUGGGAGUAUGACUUUUAUAUUUAUGAUGGCAACAUAAUCCAGACAGCCCCUGAUUUCGAAGCAUUCAAGGAGCAUUUCCGCCUCGCUUGGGGGAGUAUAUUUUCUGUCUUGGAACAAGUUGUGAAGUUUCUUCGGGACUAUGCAGUGCCAGAGGUCAAAGUGAAAGGGAGGAACUUGAUAUGCCUCCUUCCAGAGUUUGAGCUGAAGAGUCAGCUUAACAGAUAUGACAUUCUGUCAAUUUUCGAGAACCCACUCCACGUCCAAAUGCUGGUCAACCUCCCAGGACAGAGGUUCAAGGGUCAGAAUGGAAAGUUGGAGGCUGUCAAGAAGAUCCAAGCCACGUGGAGAUGCUACAAAGCCAGAAAGUUAUUUCUGCUCUUCCGCCGGCAGAAGUGGGCUUCGGGGGUGAUCGCCAUCGCGUGGCUUUUACACUGCCAUAAGACGAGGCUCAAGAAGAUCCUGAAGGAAUCGCGUCAGAGACACCUGGAGAAUUUCCGCAUUCGCGCCAAGCAUCUGGAAGCCAACUGGAAUCGCAUCAGGACUUCCAGGCGGACCAUUAUCCAUAUCCCGUCAUUAGGAUACCACCAGACUGUUCGAGAACACAUUGCUGAUUUUGACACACUUCAGAAUAUGCAGCUGGGGAGGUUAUGUGACAUCAAAGAUAUCAAUGUGAAUGUCAUCUACAUCUCCUCCCACCAUAUGAAUGAUGAGUUAAGGCUAUAUUACCAAAAAAUCCUGAGUCUACAUGCAGCUGUCAAAUCGGGGAAUGUGAAUGACAGAAGUGACCUGAAGAACAGGCUGAAAAUUAUCACCCCCGAAGCUGUAGACUUCUUCACAAAUCAUCACAUGUGCCUGGCCACUCACCUGAAGUACAGUCCCAAGGCAAUCAAAAGAAUAAAAAAUCUCAUCCAAGGAAAAGAGGCCUACAUUGUGGGUGGUUUUCUCCACAGAGAUGAUUUAGCUGUGGCUGAUAUGUUAAAUGUACCCAUCCUGGGCUCAGAGCCUGAGCUGGUGCAACUUUAUAGUUCCAAGUCUGGCAGUAAACGGAUCUUUGACAAGAUCAAUGUACCAAUCCCUCCUGGAGCAUAUGACAUUUAUUCAAAUGAUCAGAUGAUAGAACAGUUGACCCAGCUGGUGACUGAUCACCUGCAAAUCCAACGCUGGCUCUUUAAAAUGGACCUGGAAUUUGGAGGGAAUGGGACAGCCUUUUGUGACAUUGCUUCCCAUCUAUCAUGCUACAAGUGGGUAGUAAAGGAGAGCAACAGAUACGGGUGUGAAGGCUGGAGUAAGAAGUGGGCUCACGCUGAGCUACUGGCUAAAGGAAAAUUGAGAGGAGGCAUGAUUGAAGCAUUCCCACCUGCAGACAGCAUCACCAACCUCACUGUGGACAUGCUGAUAGAGCCCAGUGGAGAAAUCACAGUGCUGUCAACGGGGGACCAGUUUCAUGCCGAAGGCCCCUUUAUUUCCUCUGGUACCACCAUACCGCAGACCUCUGUGGAUCCCAAAGUUCUCAAGUCUUUGUGCCUCCAAAUUGGACAGGCCUGCAGAAAGAGAAAAGUGACUGGGUACUUUUCCAUUGACCUGGUGACUUUUAUUGAUCCAAGCACCUUGGAACAGCGGUUAUGGGCAACAGACCUCAGCCUCACUUACAGUGACCAGUUGGCUCUGACACAGCUCACUCUGUACCUGACAAACGGCAACCUGGAUUGCAAUUUGGGCACCUUGGAAGUGCCCUGCUCAAUCCCAAAAGACAAGGGAACACUGGAGCCCAAUCCCCUUAUGUCAACACUGUCGUUGGCAACCAGUCGUUACGCAGUGAUGACCACCCAGCUGAAGCACAGCAAUCUCUCGCUAGUUUUCUACUAUGUGUUAUUUCAGAUGUGUAAGGCCCAUGGCAUUGGCUAUGACCUUGAGGACAGAAAAGGAACUGUGUUUGUCCUAUAUGAACACCUGAAGAGAAACAAGAUGGGCAUGUUAACAAUCGGUGUGGAUCUCCAGGGGGUCCUCAUGACCUUUGCCCGCAAUCUCUUCAUCAUCCAUCAAGAGAUAUCAGCACCUAAUAUGCAAGGCGAGACCAAUUUUAAGACCACCAUUCGUGAUGUUGAAACCAUCCUAGGAGUAACAGAAGAAAACAAAACAAGAUUUGAAGAGCUACAGUCCAAAGAUGAUAAAAAAGCAAUCCAUGCUUGAUAAGUAAUCCUGAAAUAGCUUACAAUUUUAGAUCCCUGUCUAGAGCAAGAAAGAGCAAGAUUUCUUUUGCUUUUAGGAAUAAAAGUAGGAGAAAUUAGUUUGCCUUGUUUGCUAAGAGGUGAAUCCAGAUGAAUUCUAUUACACUGUAAUUUUCUUUUUACAAUUGAGUAAGAGAUCUUA
Messenger RNA from Dipodomys ordii (Ord's kangaroo rat), 3258 nucleotides. It is a transcript of the gene Iqch, whose product is annotated as IQ motif containing H. NCBI's taxonomy places the organism in Eukaryota, Metazoa, Chordata, Mammalia, Rodentia, Heteromyidae. Gene Ontology annotation, molecular function: protein binding. The transcript has 22 exons. The record is from RefSeq and is a predicted model, not a curated record. Bases 1 to 3078 code for a protein of 1025 amino acids.